AUGAAACCACCACCCGCCCUCUCCUUUUCCGUGCUAAUCCUCUUCACCAUCACCACUCACGCCGCCCGCACCCGCCGAACCGGCAACGGCAACGGCAACGACCCAUCCCCCGGCAUCAUCACAGUCCAAGAUACCAAAACGAUACACUGCACCCCCCUGCCCGGGCGCAUCUCCCUCCACGCCUGCGCCGGCGCCAUCCUCCGCCUCCCCAUCGACCACACCGUCGGCACGUUCCACGGCGGCGGCGCCGACGACGGCUUCCGGCUCCCGGUCUCCCGGACGUACGGCGGGUGCGACGUCCUCGUGGGACUGCGCGGGGGCGGACCGGAUCGGGAUCGGGGGAGCUGGCUGGAUGCCGGGCGGGCGGCGGCGGAGAUGAACGGACGGUGUGCGGGGAGCAGGGGGGCGGUGCGGAGGUACGGCAGCGCUUGGGUGAAUGUGGGGGAGUCUGGUCGGAUACGGAUUCGGUUGCGUCCCGCUGGUGGUUUGCGGGAUGUGGAUGGGAAUGGAACGGUUGUGGAUGUGGUGUUGUAG
Messenger RNA from Letharia columbiana, 534 nucleotides. RefSeq lists its product as uncharacterized. The record is from RefSeq and is a predicted model, not a curated record. The transcript has a single exon. The coding region runs from base 1 to 534 and encodes 177 amino acids. NCBI's taxonomy places the organism in Eukaryota, Fungi, Ascomycota, Lecanoromycetes, Lecanorales, Parmeliaceae.